Molecule: messenger RNA, 768 nt
Organism: Trametes versicolor FP-101664 SS1
Lineage: Eukaryota; Fungi; Basidiomycota; Agaricomycetes; Polyporales; Polyporaceae
Exons: 2
Coding region: 1-768 (255 amino acids)
Molecular function (GO): protein binding
Source: RefSeq, a predicted model, not a curated record
AUGAUGAUGGUCAGGGUCUCGACUGCAUGGAAUCAUUACCACGCUAGAUGCCAAUCGACCCAAGCAGCUCAUCCUGCUUCAGGAUUCCCCGAGACCGAACCCGACUCCGUUGGGCCUCUGGCGGUCCUAUUUGGCCUCGCAUCUCUGCACGCGGCAGGACUCGCUCUCGCGCGGCUCAAGCAGAGGCUGCCAGAUGCACCUCGGAACAAAGCAUGGCUGCCCGACGAUAUCCUGUAUGAGGUCUUCUCCUACCUCGAUCCAGCAGACGCUGCCCAGGCAGGACUCGUUUGUGCGCAGUGGCACCGGAACGCCGCACAGGCAUCCUACAGGGAGGUUUCCCUCCAUACCUCCUCACGCUUCUCGCGCUCGCUUGCCCGUACCCUCCUGAACAACCCGCGCCUCCGCCGCUACGUGCGCCAUCUGGCCGUUGUCCACUGCGCACCAAUGCCCCAGGAGCACCUAUACGAGUGGGUAUAUCUCCUGCCGCCCUUCUCGUUGAAGGCUUUCCGUAUCUUCGGCCUCCCCGAGCCCACCGAGAAGCUGCGGAGCGCUGUUGUGGUCGGUACAACACCUAUAACGGAGAUCGCACUGUUCGGGUAUAAAUUCUCUCAGGAGGUCCUGCUCGAAGGCAACUCAUCAGUGGACGACCCCGCGCGGAGGCGAUGGUUGAUCGGAAUGCUCGGCGAGGGCUGGCAGCUGGGCGAAUUCCUCCGUGUGGGAUCGUCUGCCAAUGAGAGGCUGUUGAGCAGGACCUCUUUGGAGUAUUGA